This is a messenger RNA of Cheilinus undulatus (humphead wrasse), 3915 nucleotides long. RefSeq lists its product as uncharacterized. The transcript is spliced from 19 exons. The record is from RefSeq and is a predicted model, not a curated record. Lineage: Eukaryota; Metazoa; Chordata; Actinopteri; Labriformes; Labridae. The coding region runs from base 109 to 2859 and encodes 916 amino acids.
CCGGCUGAGAGAAAAAUGUCAGAGACUUCACAAACAAAUUCCGGAUCUGUUUCGUAAGUAGGAAUUAUUUACUCUGAGGCUGUUUAACUUCUAAAUCUCUACAAAGAAAUGGAGAAUAGAGAUGAUAUCCUUCUGAGGGCCAUGGACGAAGAAAGAAGAAUAGUGUCCUGGAGAAAGUUCUAUGUCCACCUGUCAGGAAGGACCAAUGAUGCUCAUCUUCCCUGGGUAUCAAGAUUUGAAGGUAUUGGCCAAGUUAAGGUGGACUCUGCUGAGGACAGUGACUACAUCCUGCUGUUCUGUCCCAUCACAUCCAAAGUUGGAACAGACAUCAGUGAGGCUCUGGAAAACCCUCCAGCUGGUGACAAAGAAGUCAUCCUUGUGGUGAUGCAUCACACCUUCAACAGAGAUCAUGUUGUGGCUGACAGCAGGUGGCAGGUCAACGACCCAAAAGUCCGCCUGGUUGUGGACACUCUGUUCUUCGAGGGAUGUCCUCUGCAGUCUAACCGCAAUGAAAUCGCAUGGGAUGAAAUCAAGAAGUUUCUUGGUGUCUGUGGCCGUGCUGAGUCCAUUCAGGCCUCUAGCGGUGGCUUCAUUGAUUGCUUGCCCGUGAAAAAGUUCUAUGUCCACCUGUGGGGAAAGACCAAUGGCGCUCAUCUUUCCUGGGUCUCGAAAUUUGAAGGUAUUGGCCAAGUUAAGGUGGACUCUGCUGAGGACAGUGACUACAUCCUGCUGUUCUGUCCCAUCGUAUCCAGAGUUGGAGCAGACAUCAGUGAGGCUCUGGAAAACUGGAAAACAGCUGGUGACAAAGAAGUCAUCCUUGUGGUGAUGCAUCACACCUUCAACAGAGAUCAUGUUGUGGCUGAGAGCAGGUGGCAGGUCAAAGACCCAAAGGUCCGCCUGGUUGUGGACACUCUGUUCUUCGAGGAUGUCCUCUGCAGUCUAACCUCAAUGAAAUCGCAUGGGAUGAAAUCACAAAGUUUCUUGGUGUCUGCUCCAUUCAGGCCUCUAGUCGGUGGCUUCAUUGAUUGCUUGCCCGUGAAAAAGUUCUAUGUCCACCUGUGGGGAAAGACCAAUGGCGCUCAUCUUUCCUGGGUAUCGAAAUUUGAAGGUAUUGGCCAAGUUAAGGUGGACUCUGCUGAGGACAGUGACUACAUCCUGCUGUUCUGUCCCAUCGUAUCCAGAGUUGGAGCAGACAUCAGUGAGGCUCUGGAAAACUGGAAAACAGCUGGUGACAAAGAAGUCAUCCUUGUGGUGAUGCAUCACACCUUCAACAGAGAUCAUGUUGUGGCUGAGAGCAGGUGGCAGGUCAAAGACCCAAAGGUCCGCCUGGUUGUGGACACUCUGUUCUUCGAGGGACGUCCUCUGCAGUCUAACCGCAAUGAAAUCGCGUGGGAUGAAAUCACAAAGUUUCUUGGUGUCCGUGGCCGUGCUGAGUCCAUUCAGGCCUCUAGCGGUGGCUUCAUUGAUUGCUUGCCCGUGAAAAAGUUCUAUGUCCACCUGUGGGGAAAGACCAAUGGCGCUCAUCUUUCCUGGGUAUCGAAAUUUGAAGGUAUUGGCCAAGUUAAGGUGGAGUCUCUUGAGGACAGUGACUACAUCCUGCUGUUCUGUCCCAUCGUAUCCAGAGUUGGAGCAGACAUCAGUGAGGCUCUGGAAAACCUUCCAGCUGGUGACAAAGAAGUCAUCCUUGUGGUGAUGCAUCACACCUUUGACAAUGAUCAUAUUGUGGCUGACAGCAGGAGGCAGGUCAACAACACAAAUGUCCGCCUGGUUGUGGACACUCUGUUCUUCGAGGGAUGUCCUCUGCAGUCUGACCUCAAUGAAAUCGCAUGGGAUGAAAUCAAGAAGUUUCUUGGUGUCUGUGCUGAGGUCCCCAGCCGUGGCUUCAGUGAUUACUUGUCCUGGAGAAAGUUCUGUGUCCAGCUGUCAGGAAGGACCAAUGACGCUCAUCUUCCCUGGGUAUCAAGAUUUGAAGGUAUUGGCCAAGUUAAGGUGGACUCUGCUGAGGACAGUGACUACAUCCUGCUGUUCUGUCCCAUCACAUCCAGAGUUGGAACAGACAUCAGUGUCGCUCUGGAAAACCUUCCAGCUGGUGACAAGGAAGUCAUCCUUGUGGUGAUGCAUCACACCUUCAACAAAGAUCAUAUUGUGGCUGACAGCAGGAGGCAGGUCAACAACACAAAUGUCCGCCUGGUUGUGGACACUCUGUUCUUUGAGGGACGUCCCCUGGAGUGUAACCUCAAUGAAAUCGCAUGGGAACAUAUCAAGAAGUUUCUUGGUGUCUGUGCUGAGGUCCCCAGUCGUGGCUUCAGUGAUUACUUACAGACAAAAGCUGCCUCAUUGAAGACACAAUUUGGGAAGCAAUUUGCGACCAAAAUAAAGUGGGGGUGGCCACAAAGAACCAACCCUCAGGCAGAGUUCGUUUUUAGCCCGGACUUUCCACAUGUGACCAACAAAGCCCCUCACACCACCCUGAAUGUAGAUACUAUGCAGUUGGCCAGUGCCAGUCGGGACAUCGCUGAGUACAGUGAUGAUCAGCAGGAGGAGGAGGAAAUGUCGGAGAAUGCCACCUCCAUGUUACAGUUGUCAUGUAAAACCCAGCAGGAGUCAAGUGCAUCACAGUCCAGUCCCAAGCCUGUGCCUGCUGAAAGGGCACGUAAAGCCGAAAAGAAAAGAAAUGUCUCACAAACACUGCUUGAUGCCAGUCAGGAUGUAGACGAAAUGUUUGGCAAGCAGGUUGUGUGCGAAUUAAAACAAAUUAAAGAUACAGCAACAAAAACUAGACUCCGUAGAAAUAUCCUUGUAAUGAUAUAUGAUGCAGCAGAGGCUGAGCAGAGAGCUGCAUCAAAUCAGUCCAAAUAAACCCAACACCCCCAAUAUACACUCCCAUGAGACCUUGGCAGGAUGACGCCAGUCACCUGCUUCAACCUACUUACCAUCCAAAAUACCAAAUGUUAACACCUAUACCAGAGAGCCUCUUGACAGAACUGGAGAAAUGCAACCUGCAGAAAGAAAAACUUCUCUCAACCUCAAGCAUGUGUAUGUAUGAUGUGUGUGUGUGUGUGUGUGUGUGUUUACAUUUAAUAUCAAUAAAUUCCUUCCAUUCUUUCAGAAAUGUUUUUUUCUUUGAGAUUUCUUUGAAAUUUACCUUAACAAUUUCACAUUCAGCAAGAAUGUGCUCUACUGUUGCAGCAAGAAUGUGCUCUUUGACAAAAAAGGAUUUGUAUACUUUUAAUACAAACAAAAACAUCCAAGGAGGCAGAAUGCUUGGACAGAUACAAAACAGAGGACAAACUUUUACUCCAGGCGUCAGCUGAACUGACAAAUAGUAGUCUCUAAGUCAAGGUAGGGCCAUGCCUCCCCUCCCUACUGGCUGCUGCAGCAUUUAAUAUCUUACUCUUGGUCGUCUAUCAUUCCAGAAGGAUCUUGCUAAAUGUUCACCUCGCUCCCUGAAUAGUUUUAGAGGAACAUCUGGAAGGGCUGUGAACAAAUACAACAGUCUUGGAAGAAUUUUCAUUUUCAGGUUGAGAGGAAGCAAGCCCCACCUGUCCAGGUCAUCAUAGAUUUUCAUAUAUCUUUCUGUCAACAAAACACCCAAAUAUUGAAUAUGUGUUUGGUAUUAUUUCUGUCAAUGCAGGAGCUUCGUUUUACGUUGCCAUGUCAGCAGUAGUUCAUGUCAGUAUUGUUUUUGAAAAGAGUAUUCAAAGCUAGAAUUAUAGCUCUAAUGUUACAUUCGUACUUGUACUUUUUGUAGCAUGUGAAUGUUUAACUGAGUCUGUUAAUGAUUUAUGUUCAGUCGAAUAUUUUUGGUGUAUAAGGAAGACAUAAAAAUAGCCAUGUAAAAGAAGGAUUUCUGCUGAUUUUUUGCUCAUUAAAAAACCCGAUUUGUGUGAUUUCCUUCAUGAAUAAAUAAUUAUU